UGUCGACGCGCCCGCUCUCUUUCACACUCUCUCGCGUCUGCCGUUUGGCGUUAAAUUGUUUAAAUUUUUUUAAUGCAUGCGUAUGGGUACGAACUAAGGUAACACCGAACUCAGUGGUGCGCCGGCUGCUCCAAGAGAUAGUACGCACGUCUGAAGCGCGGAUAACAAGAGCGGACAAAAGUGAAGCGCGUGCGCCACAAAAGUUAAAUUUCUGCUUUCUGCAAUAUAUUGUGAAAAUCGCGCGCGUUUUGUUUCUUUUAUUGCAAUUAGCAGUUAAUAAACGUGUACACAAAAAUAUGCCAAUAAAAUACAUACGUACAGUGACAAAGUGAUUCAAAGCAACAAUAGAAAAUGUGAAAAUUUCCAUUGGCCGAGCCAAAGCGACGCGCAGCAUUCAGCAUCAAACGGAGCAUCCUUCCACAUCGAUUGUCAAUUAAAUGGCAAAGCCACGCAGAAAACGCUUCCGUUUGAGGUGCGCACAGAAUGAUGGCAAAGUACAAAAGGAUGCGCAGCCCAAUGGAUGCAGUUAAUCGCUUUAGAAACCACAACAACAACAGCAACAACGGCAGCUGGAACAGCAUUAGAAUGAUGGUGAAACGCUUUCUGUUCAUCUGCUUCUUUCUGGCGUUCGGCAUUUGGCUGAUUGCCGUGCACCAGCCGGACACGGAGGAGGCAUACGCCGUCAGCUCUGUGAUACCAGCCACACAAAUCCAACUGCAACUGCAACAGCAACUGCAAUCGAGUGCCAAUGGCAGCAAACCAAACCAAAUACACGACCCUAGUCGCACUCAGCAACUUAUUAGCAACCUUAGUAGUUAUUAUUAUUAUAGCCCUAGCCUAGUUAGUCUAGACAACGCGGCCACGCCCGCCCCAACGCCCACGGCGGCCAGCCGAUCGCCGUCAGCCUCGCUCGCAGCGUCGCUCCCAGCAUCGCCGUCGCCGUCGUCGUCGUCGUCGUCGUCGCCCCCAGCUCCUCCAUCCACGCAGUUUCCCUCGGAUGCCAGCCAGCUGAUCGAUCUGCAUCAUUUUGCAUAUCUGAUGGCACAGCCUGCCUGCGAGGCGCACAUCCAGGCGCUUAUCCUGGUGCAUACGGCGCCGUGGAACGCCGAGAAACGCACGCUGAUACGCGAAACGUGGGGCGGAUCGAGCAUGACGUCUGCACCAAUGCCGCUGCGCGUUGUCUUCCUGCUGGGCGCCGUCUCGCAGGCGGAUCAAAAGCUGCAGCUGGCCCUGGAGCAGGAGAAUGCGCAGCACGCGGACAUGGUGCAGGGCAACUUUCAGGAUGCCUAUCGCAACAUGACCUACAAGCAUGUGAUGGCCUUCAAGUGGUUCAACAGCAGCUGUUCGCACGCCCAGCUGUUGAUCAAGGUGGACGACGAUGUCUAUGUGAAUACGCCGCUCCUCGUCCAGCUGUUGUCCUCCACGAAUCGCACCAACUCGAGCUCGUUGCGUGGCCUGCUCCAGCAGCCACACGAUCUGCUCUUCUGCCGGCCCGAGCUGAGGUCGCGAGUGAAGCGCUCCUAUCGCUCCAAGUGGCGCGUCAGCUUUAGAGAGUUCGCCGACGACUAUUAUCCGCCGUAUUGUCCGGGCUUUGCGAUUGUCUACUCGCCGGACGUGGUGCAGCGUCUCUAUCAGGCGGCCCAGCAUGCCGGCUACUUCUGGGUGGACGAUGUUCACAUAACCGGAGUCCUGGCCCAGCAGACGAACACAACGAUCACCACGCUCAAGCCGUAUGUCCUCUACGAAUCGGCGUGUGAGCGUCUGCUCAGCGGUCGGAGCGAUCCCAAUCAGCUGGAGUUUCUGUUCACGGGCCACAGCAUCUCGCCGGAACAGAUUAGGCGACUGUGGCAGCUGCAUUUGGCACAGAAUGGCACCCAAAGAAACGAGGAGGCGGCCCAAGAGACGGGCUUGAGCUAGCUUCAAGCAUGAAUUGAAAUGAGAGUUUGUUUUGGCUGUUGUUUUCCUUUGCUAUUAGUUCAGGGUUUCUCCUUUAACUUAAGUUGUUAACUUAGGCUCUAGCAAUUAGAUUAUGAAUUAAUGAACUUAGUUAGCAUUUGUCGGAGGAGAAGAGAAGAAGUGAAGUUGAAGUUGAUAAACAUUGCAAGUCAAGUGAACCACCAACCACCUGCCUACAAUCAUUCGUAUAUCAUAUAUGAUAGCAUAACUGAAGCAUUACGAUAAAGCUAACGAUAAGACAAACAUUCAAAAGCCUCUCCGGGUGAUAAAUACAAAUACAAACACACACA
Messenger RNA from Drosophila montana, 2246 nucleotides. Its product is annotated as beta-1,3-galactosyltransferase 1. The record is from RefSeq and is a predicted model, not a curated record. The transcript has 3 exons. Gene Ontology annotation, molecular function: hexosyltransferase activity. The coding region runs from base 484 to 1917 and encodes 477 amino acids. NCBI's taxonomy places the organism in Eukaryota, Metazoa, Arthropoda, Insecta, Diptera, Drosophilidae. Gene Ontology annotation, cellular component: Golgi membrane.